Messenger RNA from Mangifera indica (mango), 2130 nucleotides. Its product is annotated as DNA damage-binding protein 1-like. NCBI's taxonomy places the organism in Eukaryota, Viridiplantae, Streptophyta, Magnoliopsida, Sapindales, Anacardiaceae. The record is from RefSeq and is a predicted model, not a curated record. Bases 1 to 1968 code for a protein of 655 amino acids. The transcript has 11 exons. Gene Ontology annotation, cellular component: nucleus. Gene Ontology annotation, molecular function: protein binding; nucleic acid binding.
AUGGCUAAUCUGGUUCAGCAAGAUUAUGUGAAUUCCUUGCUUGAGGAGCUUCAGGUUUUGGAUAUCAAGUUUCUUUAUGGGUGUUCAAAACCAACAAUUGUAGUUCUCUACCAGGAUAACAAAGAUGCUCGUCAUGUGAAGACAUAUGAGGUUGCUUUGAAGGAUAAAGAUUUUGCUGAGGGCCCUUGGUCCCAGAAUAAUUUGGACAAUGGAGCUGAUUUAUUGAUACCAGUACCCCCACCUCUCUGUGGUGUCCUCAUAAUUGGAGAAGAAACAAUUGUCUAUUGUAGUGCUAAUACUUUUAAAGCAAUUCCAAUCAGGCCAUCUAUCACGAAGGCCUAUGGAAGAGUUGAUGCUGAUGGUUCUAGGUAUUUACUUGGUGACCAUGCUGGGCUUCUCCACCUGCUGGUUAUAACCCAUGAGAAAGAGAAGGUUACUGGACUAAAAAUUGAGCUUUUGGGGGAAACAUCUAUCGCAUCUACUAUAUCAUAUUUGGAUAAUGCAUUUGUGUAUAUUGGCUCAAGCUAUGGAGAUUCACAGCUUAUAAAGCUAAAUGUACAACCUGAUGCAAAAGGUUCAUAUGUUGAAGUAUUAGAAAGGUAUGUCAACUUGGGGCCCAUUGUUGACUUCUGUGUGGUUGACCUUGAGAGGCAAGGCCAAGGUCAGGUUGUAACUUGUUCUGGAGCUUACAAGGAUGGUUCUCUUCGCAUAGUUCGAAAUGGAAUUGGAAUAAACGAACAGGCAUCAGUGGAAUUGCAAGGUAUUAAAGGGAUGUGGUCAUUGAGAUCAUCUACUGAUGAUCCAUUUGAUACCUUUCUGGUGGUCAGUUUUAUCAGUGAAACACGAAUUUUGGCAAUGAAUCUUGAGGAUGAGCUGGAAGAAACUGAGAUAGAGGGUUUUUGUUCUCAAGCACAGACUUUGUUUUGCCAUGAUGCCGUUUUCAAUCAACUUGUUCAGGUUACUUCUAGCUCUGUAAGACUUGUAAGUUCAACAUCUAGGGAGCUGCGUAAUGAAUGGAAAGCUCCAGCUGGAUAUUCAGUUAAUGUUGCAACUGCCAAUGCUACUCAGGUUUUACUGGCAACUGGAGGUGGACAUUUGGUUUAUUUAGAAAUUGGUGAUGGAACAUUGACAGAAGUAAAACAUGCACAAUUGGAGUAUGAGAUAUCAUGCCUUGACAUUAAUCCAAUCGGUGAAAACCCCAACUAUAGUCAGAUAGCUGCAGUUGGAAUGUGGACAGAUAUAACUGUUAGGAUAUUUUCACUUCCUGACCUAAAUCUGAUCACAAAGGAGCAUUUGGGAGGAGAAAUCAUACCUCGAUCUGUUCUUUUAUGUGCCUUUGAAGGGGUAUGCUACUUUCAUUCAGUUGCAAGCUUUGAUGGAUCAAGCUUUGAUAAAAUCGAAGAACGUGCCCGUGACUACAAUGCAAAUUGGAUGUCAGCUGUUGAAAUUCUUGACGAUGAUAUUUACCUUGGUGCUGAAAGCAACUUUAAUCUGGUGACAGUUAGGAAGAAUAGUGAAGGUGCCACUGAUGAGGAAAGAGGGCGGCUUGAGCACCAAGGUAAAUGUCAUCGUCAAGAAGGAGAAUUUGUGAAUCGAUUCCGGCAUGGUUCCCUUGUAAUGCGGUUGCCAGAUUCUGAUGUGGGUCAGAUUCCAACAGUGAUAUUUGGGACGGUGAAUGGUGUAAUUGGGGUUAUUGCUUCGCUCCCUCAGGAGCAGUACGUUUUCUUAGAGAAAUUGCAGUCAAACAUAAGGAAGGUGAUAAAGGGUGUUGGAGGGUUAAAUCAUGAGCAAUGGAGAUCAUUUAACAAUGAGAAGAAAACAGUGGAUGCCAAAAAUUUCCUGGAUGGUGAUUUAAUAGAGUCGUUCCUUGACCUAAGCCGUAGUCGGAUGGAUGAAAUAUCCAAGACAAUGAAUGUUUCGGUAGAGGAGCUUUGUAAGAGGGUUGAGGAACUGACGAGGUUGCAUUGAUAUAUAUUUGUUAAUGAAAUUCUUAUAUCCUCUACAUUUUGCAGUCUCUCUCUCAUCUGGCUUUGUAUGGAAUGUAAGAGUGAACCAUUUUUACAUAUUUCUUCUUCUUCUAAACACGGGUUGUAUCAGAGUAAAAUACACGCAAGAAGCAGUUAUCUUUCA